Molecule: messenger RNA, 1596 nt
Organism: Carica papaya (papaya)
Lineage: Eukaryota; Viridiplantae; Streptophyta; Magnoliopsida; Brassicales; Caricaceae
Product: RNA-binding (RRM/RBD/RNP motifs) family protein
Biological process (GO): mRNA export from nucleus
Cellular component (GO): nucleus
Molecular function (GO): mRNA binding
Source: RefSeq, a predicted model, not a curated record
UCCGUUUUCUUCGCAGCCAGCGGAAGUACAAAACCUCGACCUUCCAUCUUUCCCCAAACCCCAACCCUCUAUCUUCCGCUCCCUCAAGAAUCUAUAACCCCAUACCUGCACCGCUCUUGGCACCACAGUUCACUGUUUAAGGAGUGUGGUGUUUGGAAAAUGGCGAAUCGCUUGGACAUGUCCCUCGACGAUAUCAUCAACUCAAGUAAGAAGUCCGACGGUUCCAAUAUGCGGGGUAGGGGUUCUCGCGGCUCGGUUACAGGCCCUUCUCAUCGCUUCUCUAACCGCGCCGCUUAUCGAACGGCUCCGUAUCCGGUUCAAGCGCCCUAUGCUGGUUGGCAGUACGACACGUUCAUGGAAGAUGCGGGGGGUUUCAUGGCACGAGUAGGUGGGCCUUCCUCGAUAGAGAGCGGGACUAAGCUUUAUAUUUCCAAUUUGGAUUAUGGGGUUUCGAAUGAAGACAUCAAGGAGCUCUUUUCAGAGAUUGGUGACCUAAAGCGGUAUGCAAUUCAUUAUGAUCGGAGUGGAAGGUCAAAGGGAACAGCUGAAGUUGUCUUCUCAAGGUGGAGUGAAGCUCUGGCUGCUGUCAAGAGAUAUGAUAAUGUUCAACUAGAUGGAAAGCCUAUGAAAAUCGAUAUUGUCGGACCAAAUAUCAUGGCACACUCUGUUCUGCCUUCAGCUACAAAUGGAAUGUAUGUAAAUCGAUAUGGAGCUGCUAGAAGAGGUCGAGGUAGAGGUAAUGGAAUGGGGCAGCCUCGUGUUAGUGGCCGUGGAACCAGGAGGGGUCGUCAGGUCAGAGGUUAUGGUGAAAAAAUUUCUGCCGAAGAUCUUGAUGCUGAUUUAGAUAAAUAUCACAAAGAAGCAAUGGAAACAAACUGAAGAAAUCUUUAUUCGGCUUAUCAUCUGCUGCAGAACUUGGUGUCUUUGAUAACCUUCAACCUUUGUACAUGUACUUUUAUGAAUAUUAAUCAUGCGAGGCAUUUUAGCAAAGGAAAAGCAGUCAAUAGAUUCCAUGACUUUUCUAAUUUGGAGGCUUGAGUCUUCUAUUGUGAUUUUUCUAUGACUUUGUCUUGUUUCAUUGUGAUUUUUCUAUUUUUGUCAAUCCCUUCAAUUCUAUUGCCUGAUGGCAAAACUAGGAAGGCUGGAGAAGGGAAUUAGUUGAAGGUUGAAUGUGGAUGCAGAAGUGGAGGUGACGCUUUCUAUGAUUAUCCAUCAAAUCAGAAUCUUAGAUUCUCCUGCUACACAAGGAUCAGAAAUGAAAUCAAGGUAGAGGAAUCCGAGUGACGGGUUUCUUCCAAAGCUACCAUCAGCAACAGGACUUUGACAAGCAAUGAAGACCAGACUUAGGAUAGCAAAAAUUUGAAUGUUCAUAUGGAUGUUAAUGCAUUUUGGAGACUGAUGAUACUCAGUUGAAAUUUCUGAAUUGUCAGCCAAAGGAUCCUUCACGAACUCCGGUAUAUGCUAACGCUGUCAUUUUGCAGUAACUGAAUAAGAUUGCUAGAAAGACGGUAGCAGCAGCUUCUGUGGUUUGGUUUUAUGCUAGCAGGCCUUCUGUGUAUCCUCAAAAGUCAUUCAUCCUCAUAUAGCAGCACAAAA